AUGUCAGGACGUCUCAUUGCUCAAAUUCUAGUGUCAGUAGGAACCGUUGUUGGACGAGCAUUCGUCGCUGCUUAUAAACAAGCCGCAGCCAAUGCUGCACAAGGUGGUGGUGCGGCCGGUAGAGCUGGCGCAAAGGCUUCGGCAGGUGAUGCCCUGACUAGACAGACCGGCAUGACCAUUGACGAAGCUUGUCAAAUCUUGAAUGUCAAUAGAGAAGCUGAGUUGGCUGAGGUUGCUAAGCACUAUGACCAUAUGUUCAAAUGCAACGACUCAUCCGCUGGCGGGUCAUUCUAUAUUCAGUCGAAGGUGGUCAGAGCAAAGGAGAGAUUCGAAUUGGAGCGAGCAGAAAAACUCAAGGAAAAGGCAGAAGGCGAGGCAGCAAAAGCAUCGAACAAUGACCAACCAUCUCAGUAA
This is a messenger RNA of Umbelopsis ramanniana AG, 414 nucleotides long. RefSeq lists its product as uncharacterized. Gene Ontology annotation, cellular component: TIM23 mitochondrial import inner membrane translocase complex. The coding region runs from base 1 to 414 and encodes 137 amino acids. The transcript is spliced from 4 exons. NCBI's taxonomy places the organism in Eukaryota, Fungi, Mucoromycota, Umbelopsidomycetes, Umbelopsidales, Umbelopsidaceae. The record is from RefSeq and is a predicted model, not a curated record. Gene Ontology annotation, biological process: protein import into mitochondrial matrix.